Penicillium arizonense is the source of this 1779-nucleotide messenger RNA. RefSeq lists its product as uncharacterized. The transcript has 5 exons. The record is from RefSeq and is a predicted model, not a curated record. Bases 1 to 1779 code for a protein of 592 amino acids. Gene Ontology annotation, biological process: fatty acid metabolic process. Gene Ontology annotation, molecular function: aldehyde dehydrogenase (NAD+) activity; NAD+ binding. Lineage: Eukaryota; Fungi; Ascomycota; Eurotiomycetes; Eurotiales; Aspergillaceae.
AUGACAUCUGUACAGCUUUACGAUCGUGAUAGGGCUAUGAUUCAAGAUCUAACUGGUCUAUUUAUGCAUAACCAGUUCGUCCCUAGCAGAGAAUAUGCUGUUAUAGAUAUUCUAAAUCCUUUCGUCGGUGAGAAGAUUGGAACAUUUAGUGCCGCUCAAUCGAGCGACAUGGACAUUGCUGUUGAGUCAGCUACGAAGGCCUUUGAAGGAGAAUGGAGACAAACCCCAGCGGUGACCAGAGGGCAGCUGCUACUUCGACUCGCAGACUUGAUUGAGCGCGACGCCAGUCGAUUUGCCAGUAUUCAUUCCAUUGAUGGAGGUUUCGUAUACGGCGACGUCCUUGCCGUGCACAUCCCACAAAGCAUCUCCACUCUGCGUUACUCCGCAGGCUGGGCCGACAAAAUAACCGGCAAAAACAUCUCAUUUCCCGAAGGUUUCGGUGUCACUCGCCACGAGCCUUUUGGUAUAUGUGCUGCAAUUAUCCCUUGGAACGCGCCAUUCCAUCGCGACAGGAAACGUAUUGAUCGUGAAAACACCAGAGCUCGCCCCAGUCUACGGGUCUACGGUCAAAAAUUAGCGCAACUCAUUGUAGAAGCGGAUUUCCCUCCGGGCGUGGUCAACAUCCUCUGCGGAGAGGGCUCGAUUGCUGGCGACGCGAUUGCGCAACACAUGCAGGUCCGCAAGGUUUCUUUCACUGGCAGCACCCUGACUGGUCGUCAUAUUCUUCGUGCCUCCGCCAACUCCAAUCUGAAGAAAGUAUCCUUGGAGCUUGGCGGGAAGAGCCCAUCAAUUAUUUUCAAUGAUGAAAAACUCUCUAAUGCGGUGAUGUGGACUUACAUCGGAUCAACUGCGAAUAAUGGACAGGUCUGUGCACUUGGGUCCCGCAUUUAUGUCCAAGAUGGCAUCUACGAUGCAUUCUUGGAUGGGUUUCAAGCUCAUGCAAAGCGACAGCCCGCUAGCUUGGGCAAUCCGUUGGCUUCCGGAAUCAUUAUCAGCGGACCGCAAUACCAAAAAGUGGUCUCGUAUAUUGGCAAGGCGAGAGAAGAGGGCGCAACGGUCUACAUGGGAGGCGCUAAUCAGGCUGUCUGCAGUAGCGGGUUUGUCGAGAAUACUUAUUUUGUUGAUAUGAAGGAAGACAUGGCUGUUGUUACAGAUGAGGUUUUCGGACCCGUGGCCACCAUUCACCGAUUCUCCACAGAAAAAGAGGUCGUUGAGAAGGCGAACGCCAGUGAAUAUGGAUUGAGUCACGUUACGGUCAACGUGUGGGCUAUGAUGAUGCCGAACAUGCCUUUCGAUGGCGUCAAGCAAAGUGGCUACGGACGGGAUCUGGGAGAACAUGCCCUUCAUAAAUGGACCUACGUGAAAGCCGUCAAGUAUUUGAUUUCGGAACGAUCUGUGGCCAUCCUCGGCGCUGGUGUUCUUGGUCGACGAAUUGCCCUUGUAUGGUCAGCGGGUGGUUUUACUGUCAGUCUACGUGAGCCAGAUGAGUCCCAGCGCAUUGCUGCCAUUCAAUACGUGAGCGAAAAUUUGCUGAGGGCCGAGAAGAGGACUGGUAAACAGCUAGGCCAAGUUCAAGCCGUCGAGACUCUGGAGGAGGCCGUCAAGAACGCUUGGCUGGUUAUCGAAGCAGUUCCGGAGUCACUCCAGCUAAAAAUCGACACUUUCGGUCAGCUAAAUGCGCUCGUUAUGGACGACUGUAUACUAUGCUCUAACUCGUCGGCCUACAAGACACGCGAUAUGCUUGUCCUGGUGAACCUGAGAAUCGCAAUCGAAUUCUGA